This is a messenger RNA of Amyelois transitella, 2037 nucleotides long. It is a transcript of the gene mRNA-cap, whose product is annotated as mRNA-capping enzyme. The transcript has 13 exons. NCBI's taxonomy places the organism in Eukaryota, Metazoa, Arthropoda, Insecta, Lepidoptera, Pyralidae. The record is from RefSeq and is a predicted model, not a curated record. Gene Ontology annotation, molecular function: mRNA 5'-triphosphate monophosphatase activity; ATP binding; mRNA guanylyltransferase activity. Gene Ontology annotation, biological process: 7-methylguanosine mRNA capping; protein dephosphorylation. The coding region runs from base 195 to 1988 and encodes 597 amino acids.
AUCAAAUCACUUUUCCUAGCUAGUCUACAUUAUGCUUGUCUUGUCUUGUCCUUCCCCGAAGACAUGAAGUAAAACGAAAGAAAAGAAAACGACGAACUAUGAUUAAGUUCUCUUAUAAUAAGUGUUAAUUUUUAGAGUGAUUUUUUGAAGUGGAUCAAUUUAAGGAAUAGAACAUUUUAAACACAUUUAUCAGCAUGUCGCAAAGGGAUCCAGGCCCAAUUCCCAAUAGGUGGCUUAGGUGUCCACGAAAGUCUACAGGCCUGAUUGCGGACAAGUUCUUGGCUUUCAAGACACCUUUAGGGCGUCAAUUCAAUGAUAAAGUACCUGAAGAAAAUCGAUUCACUCCUUCCAUGCUAUUUGUUUACAUGAAAAGUUUGAAGGUGAAGUUGGGGUUAUGGAUCGACCUGACAAAUACUAAUCGUUUUUACGACAAAAAGGAAAUAGAGAAUAUGGAUUGUAGAUACAUCAAGCUUCAAUGCAGAGGACACGGGGAAACCCCUACAUUAGAACAAACAAGGUUAUUCAUAGAUCUGGUAUCCAAAUUUAUAGCUCAGAACCCAUUGGAGGUUGUAGGGGUCCACUGCACACACGGGUUCAAUAGGACAGGGUUCCUGUUGGUGUCCUAUAUGGUGGAGCAGCUGGACUGCAGUGUUGAGGCUGCUGUUAAUGAAUUUGCGAGGAUGAGACCGCCUGGUAUUUACAAACAGGAUUACUUGCAAGAGUUGUACAAACGUUACGACGACCCGGAGUACACCCCAGCAGCUCCAAUGAGGCCUGAUUGGUGUAAUGAUGAGGAAGAAAUCGACUAUGACGAUGACGAAGCACCCAGUAAUUCUCAGACCCAAUCUCAGACUGAAACUAGUAAAGAUAAUUCUAAUAAUUCUAACCACAAACGUAAAGGGAGACGCGAGACGACACACAAGAAAGCAGUAUUUAUGCCAGGAAUAAAAGGUGUCGACCCGUUCGACACACAGCCCCGACUUGCUCAGGUGCAAAGGAAAGCGCAAGAGUUCUGCGAGUGGAAGACCACCGGCUUCCCGGGAUCUCAGCCUGUCUCCAUGGACAUCAUGAACCUGAAGAAGCUGCACGAGAAACCCUACAGGGUCUCGUGGAAAGCUGACGGUGUGAGAUACAUGAUGCUCAUAGACAGUGAAAACGAAGUGUACAUGUUAGACAGAGACAACUGCGUGUUCAAAGUGAGAGGCCUCAGAUUCGUGCACAGAAAAGAUUUGAGAAGGCACCUCACUAACACUCUACUUGACGGCGAGCUGGUAAUAGACAAGGUGAACGGUAGAGACACACCUCGGUACUUAUGCUACGAUGUGAUAAGGUUUGAGAAUCAGGAUGUUGGCAAGUUGGCAUUCUAUCCCGACCGGCUGGCGUGUAUAGAGAACGAGAUUGUCAAUCCCAGACAUAAAGCAAUAAAGCAAGGUUUCAUAAACAAGGAGAGUGAGCCGUUUAGUGUACAUCAAAAACAAUUCUGGGAGGUAACGAUGGCGCAACGGCUUUUGGGAGAAAAAUUCACCAAGACUUUGUGCCAUGAGCCUGACGGACUCAUAUUUCAACCCUCUAAAGAGCCAUACAUGGCCGGCGCCUGCCCCGACGUGUUAAAAUGGAAGCCGAGCCACAUGAACAGUGUUGAUUUCAAAUUGAAAAUCGUUACUGAGAGUGGAGAAGGAAUGCUACCUACCAAAAUUGGUCAACUCUUCGUAGGUCAAUCGGACCAUCCAUUCGCUUGCAUGCGUGUAACUAAAGACAUUAAGAACCUUAACAAUAAGAUUAUAGAGUGCAAAUUCGAAAACAAUCAGUGGGUCUUUAUGAGGGAAAGGACGGACAAGUCAUAUCCUAACAGUUAUAAUACUGCUAAAGCUGUAUGUGAAAGCAUACAAGUGCCGGUGACUAGCGAACGCCUCCUUGAUUUCAUCGAGCACAAUCGAUUCCCAGAAGACUCGGAAAUGAUGCCGCCGCCGAAACGUCCGCGGAUGUAAAUAGUUAAAUGAAAUUGUAAUAUUUGUAAUGACAUACAAUAAAUGAUGG